AUGGAUGCAAUAGCGUCGGAGAGGAAGACGAAGCAGGAGCAAGGUGGAGGAGGUGCGAAGACGAAGAGGACACCGCGACGGCGGCGUCGCGGGCGGUUGAGCCCCCGCGGGGAGGACAGGAUGGGCGGCGUGGGCGGGUACAAGCGGUACGUGUGGCUGGUGCUGAAGCACGUGCACCCGGAGCUGGGCGUGUCGGGGCGUGCCAUGGAGGUGCUGGACAUGUUCAUGGCGGAUAUGUUCGAGCGCCUUGCGGAGGAGGCGGCGCGGCUCACCAAGGCGACGGGCCGCGCCACGCUCACGUCCCGCGAGGUGCAGAGCGCCGUCCGCCUCGUGCUCCCCGGCGAGCUCGGCAAGCACGCCAUCUCCGAGGGCGUCAAGGCCAUCUCCAAGUACACAUCCGCCGCGUAG
Molecule: messenger RNA, 408 nt
Organism: Miscanthus lutarioriparius
Lineage: Eukaryota; Viridiplantae; Streptophyta; Magnoliopsida; Poales; Poaceae
Source: the annotation of a GenBank genome assembly